AUGUUUGAAAUAGUUCCCAAAGAUAAUUGGCUUCAAGAAAUAAUUUCAUUGCCACUUCAUACUCAAGAAUCACUUUUCUCCCUGCAAUCAAGCAGUCUAAGAAGAAUCCAAAACCUUGAACCCUCUUUCAUCUUCUUAAACUACCCAGAUAUGUUGGGGUCCUUGUUACUAUCAAGAUUAUGUCAGAUUAUAGCACUGGAAACUCUGUGUUACCAAACAUGCUCAGGGCUAAGAUUUAGAACUGCAGGAUCAAGCAGGAGACCACAUAUGUCACAGUAUCACAAUUUCAUGGAGGUUAAUUAUUCUGAGGAUUCUUUGGAAUGUGAACACUUCACACAAGGUCCUUGUUCAUCAGAAUCAAAUAAUUAUGGCUUACAGAAAAACUCAAACCAUAAUCCAGGAAUGAGCAUGAAACUGAAAGACAACAGUAAAUGUCCAACAAGCAGAGAACAGCACACCACAUCUCCUUCUACAAUAUACCAGGUAUCCCUUGGAAUGGAGAAUGAAAAAGGCCCAGAGAAAAUGCAAGGCUCAAUCCCUCUUGAAAACAUUCCUAUUGAGGAUAAUCAUAGUACAUAUGAAAUGAGCGGAACCCCACUGAACUUUAUGCUUAGUCAAGAUAGCAAAAUCAUGAACCACCCACAAGAUAAAAGAAAAAGAACCCCUCUACCUAAGCAAAAUAUUGCUGUAGGUCAAGAUGUGUACUCUACCCAAAAUUCUGAAUCAAAGAGAAGGAAGGAAGAAUUUAUAAAGACUUUUGGUACACAAGGGAGAGUCUCAAUGUCUCACCCUGAUAGUACUGUGGAGUGGUUGAAAGAUUCAGGUGUUGUUUUGGCUGGAGACAAUGGAAUAAGUAAAAGUAAUCUUAUUGAAAAUUCACCACACACUCCAUUUAGCAAAAGUCUUGUUGAAAUACAAAAAAGAUUUGGAAUAUCUGAAAGUGAAAGCAGUGUGUCAAACAUUUCAAACACUCGCAGGUCAGGUCAUUAUCUUGUUCUUCUGCAAAAAAUUGGAAUUAUCAAUGCAAAUAGGUCACCAACACUUUGUUAUGAGAUAUAUGAUUUCUUUUGUGGAAUAUACAAGAAUAUCACAGGAAAAAACAAAUGUAGUCAGCAAGAAAUUGAUGCUAUAAAGCUAGCUGCAAAACACGGAGGGUACACAAUUGUUAUGUCAUUUCUUGGUGUCUUGAGAGUUUUUGAGGGUCAACAAUUAGGAAAAGAGGAUAUGGAAGUCCUACUAAAUGAUGGUUGGAGCUUCAUGAAAGAUUUCUAUAGCAGCUGGAAGACAGCAGAUCUUGAAGACUUUGCUUUUGGAAAACUUUACAGAUACUCCUCAGAUGGUGCCUUGGAUCCUGGAUUUCACUUGAGAUACUUGAAAAAAAUUAAUGACAGCAGCAAUGUCCCAUUUUCAUUGGUUCAUGCAUUAUCACUAUUCUGGUCCAAAGCUAAAGGACAAUCAAAAGUACCCCAAGAUUUUGAUUAUUGGCAGGAAUCGAUUGAUAUAUUUGAAAAUGAUUCUAAGUCAAUUCAAGGUGGACUUUAUGAGAGGAUGGGAAUCAAGAACUAUGCAUUCUGGGGUCCAGAGCAAUUCUCAAGGAAAAAUUGGUACUCAUAUGGAGAAGCAAGCAUGGAAUCAGACAGAAUAUGGCACUUGGCUUCAAAUGCUGCACAGUUUCAUACACCUCUUGGUCAAAAUAUGUGUAAAGAAUUACAUAGCUUUUUUGAGGAUCUAAUCCAAAGACUAAAGAUCUCAUAUAAUAGUCUCAAUGAUCCUCAUCCUUCCCUGAAACUCUCAGUUCAAUCACACAAGACGUUGAGUGAAAUCAAUGCAAACAAUCUUGACCUGAUUUUCAAAGCUGUUGGCAUGGCAGAGUACAGAGUGGUAGUACCUUUCAUUGGGAUCAUAAGGAUUUUGAAUCGAAGGAACUUGACAGUUGAGCAACUUCAAAAGCUGAUGGAGAAUGCAAUAAAAUUUCUCAAGGACACAUUUGGCAAAUGGGAACAUCUUGAUUUUCAUCCCAAGAAUAUCCAACAUCUCUUCAAAUAUAAAAAAAAUAUGUUCACCCCCCAGAAUAAGCUGGAUGAUCCUGGUCAAAUGUUCCAGACCCUGUUUGGAUUUAGUGACAAGAAUAGGUUUCCUAGUCGGGCUAUCCUAACUCUUUUAAGGUCAUGGCACUCCUUGGCCAUCAAAGGUGAUCCAAGUUCACCAAAUUAUAUUCAAUUCCCAAUUGAGAAGAUACCUUCUGGUACAUUUCUUGAGUGGAAUUCACAAGUCAUGAAGAUCUUAAAGGAUAAUAAUUCCAUAGAUAUCUAUUAG
Messenger RNA from Melampsora larici-populina 98AG31, 2316 nucleotides. RefSeq lists its product as uncharacterized. Lineage: Eukaryota; Fungi; Basidiomycota; Pucciniomycetes; Pucciniales; Melampsoraceae. The transcript has a single exon. The record is from RefSeq and is a predicted model, not a curated record. Bases 1 to 2316 code for a protein of 771 amino acids.